This is a messenger RNA of Hordeum vulgare subsp. vulgare (domesticated barley), 893 nucleotides long. RefSeq names its product clumping factor A-like. NCBI's taxonomy places the organism in Eukaryota, Viridiplantae, Streptophyta, Magnoliopsida, Poales, Poaceae. The coding region runs from base 1 to 459 and encodes 152 amino acids. The transcript has a single exon. The record is from RefSeq and is a predicted model, not a curated record.
AUGUCCAUCCCGGGGAACGGCCACCUCCCCGCCGCCGCCUCCACCGGCCUGCCGGACCACUCCUCCGCCUCCGCCUCAGACUCCGAGGCCGAGGGAGACGCCGCCGACUACCUCCCCAUCUCCGGCGCCGCCUCGGACUCAGACACCGACAGCGACGCCGACCCGGAUCUCGCAUCUCGCCGCCGCCUCGACGCGAUCGACAACGGCGUCUCCGAGCUGGAUCUCGCCUCCGACGACGACGAAGGAGAAGAAAGAGGCGAGGAGGCGACGGAGGCAGCGGCCUCCUUGGACGACGAGCGCCGGCGGCGCGCCCAGCUGCCGGUGGGCGCCGCGGCCCGGAUCGUGGACGCGAUGCGCGGCGUGGCGUUCCCCGGCGCGCCACCGCCGUGGGCCGGCAGCGUCCCCGACGAGCAGUGGCUCGAGCGCCUCCGCUCCCUCCGCGCUAGGCAGAGCAGAUGAGCUGAGCUCCCGACCCACAGAUCGGUCGUGAGGUUGUGAUCUGCCUUUGCUGAAGCAACAUUACUCCUCUGUCGCCAUAGAUCCAGCAGGAUUGCAUCUCGCCGCUUCAGAAAUGAAAUUCGUGUGGGGAGGAUCAUCAUCACAGAUAAGAUCGGUGAUCGACACUGGAUGCUGUUCUUGUGUAUGGUAUGGAUUUUAUGGAGGUUCGAUUUUUACUCGUAUUUUCAGAGCGUGCUUGUCUUGAUUGCGGAGAAAUCCGACUAUUUGCUCAUAAUGUUUGUCGAGAGUACUGUCGGCAUGAAUCUCGAAGAUAUCUGCACGGCCAGAAAGGCGAUCCAAGGCUUUUUGAAAUUUUCUGUUUCAGUUGUAUGAAAUCAGCAAACGCUAGUUUGUUUGUGCCCUAUUUUGCCAGUAGAAAUGAUAUCCCAGAACCA